Messenger RNA from Gossypium raimondii (Peruvian cotton), 840 nucleotides. RefSeq lists its product as uncharacterized. Lineage: Eukaryota; Viridiplantae; Streptophyta; Magnoliopsida; Malvales; Malvaceae. The coding region runs from base 33 to 563 and encodes 176 amino acids. The record is from RefSeq and is a predicted model, not a curated record. The transcript has 3 exons.
UGAGCUGUGUCAUUGACUACAUCCGACAGAAAAUGGAAACCAAAAUGAAGAAAAAGUGUUUUUCUCUUGUGAUUUUAAUGCUGAUCUUCUUCAAUUCAAUUAAUCUUUGCAGAGCUAUUUCAAUGGAAACCAACAGCACCACGACCUCCUUUAUCGCCAACGACGAACAAUUGGAGUUUCUAAUGGAUUCCCACUUCAGUAGAAUCCUUCAAGGUAGUGGAAGUGUGGCCAACAACGCCCUCAAGCCUGGCCAGGCGGCGGCAGGUUGUGGGAGAAAUCCUUAUGAUAGCUGCCUUUCGAACCCGAAUCGCCCCAUUACGACGCAAAUUGUGGCUAUUACACCCGUUCCUGCGGCAGAUCUCCGAUCUGGAGUCAGAAUCGCCAAAAACUUAGCCAAAAUCCCAGAAAAGGAGAGAAACCUUUCGGUUUCUACUUUCUCUGACGAGGCGCAAAACAGGCGCGAUGGAAGUCAACGGGGUUGCUGCUGUCGUUUUGGUGCAAGGGGGAAGGUUUCGGGCACCGCAUCCACUGACAUGUCGGGGAGCGGCGCGGCAAGCAGCUAGGGUAACUAAGGUUUCUGAAAAAAGUUUAGGUUGUGGGCUAUUGGGCUUUGUUUUGGGGCCAUUUUGUAAUUGGACUUUUAAUAAUGGACUUUGUUUUUUAUUUUUUAUUUUUGUUUUUUUGGUUUAGUUUGGGUUGGGCUGGGCAAAAUUGGGCUGUUACAGCUGCCCCUCUUUGCUCGUAGUUAUGUAAUGAGAAUGGAGCAAAGACUUUAAAAAGGACUAAUUUUGUCUGGUCUUGCUAAAUCUCGACUUCUUUGGUACUUCUCUUUUUCAAGUA